This is a messenger RNA of Condylura cristata (star-nosed mole), 4307 nucleotides long. It is a transcript of the gene PPP6R3, whose product is annotated as protein phosphatase 6, regulatory subunit 3. Gene Ontology annotation, cellular component: cytosol; nucleus. The coding region runs from base 299 to 2938 and encodes 879 amino acids. The record is from RefSeq and is a predicted model, not a curated record. The transcript is spliced from 25 exons. Gene Ontology annotation, molecular function: protein phosphatase regulator activity; protein phosphatase binding. NCBI's taxonomy places the organism in Eukaryota, Metazoa, Chordata, Mammalia, Eulipotyphla, Talpidae.
GGUGGUGGCCGAGCUUUCUGCACCCCGGAGUUCGACGUGGAUUCCAAGCUGGGCUUCGCACCCUGGCCCCUCUGCCGCCGCUGAUGCGGGCAUCCGUGUAGCGUCCACCUGGGAGUCCGUGGGGAGCCCGCGCUACUGCAGGAGAACGUCUGUUUGUAUCCCCACCCCAUUUGUGUUCCUGGGAGCCUGCUGAUGCAGUAAACUGGAAGAAGCUGUUGCCAGAUAACCUGUAAUGGGCAAGGAGCCACAGAGAAGAAAACAUUUCUUUUAAUUUUUAAACUUGGUUUGAAAGACCAGCAUGUUUUGGAAGUUUGAUCUUCACUCAUCAUCUCACAUAGACACACUUCUAGAGAGAGAAGAUGUAACGCUGAAGGAGUUAAUGGAUGAGGAAGAUGUUUUACAGGAAUGUAAAGCUCAGAACCGCAAACUUAUAGAGUUUCUGUUAAAAGCAGAAUGUCUUGAAGAUUUAGUCUCAUUCAUUAUAGAAGAACCACCUCAAGACAUGGAUGAGAAGAUCCGAUACAAGUAUCCAAAUAUCUCCUGUGAGUUGCUCACCUCCGAUGUCUCCCAGAUGAAUGACAGGUUGGGGGAAGACGAAGCCUUGCUAAUGAAAUUAUACAGCUUCCUCCUAAACGAUUCCCCCCUGAACCCCCUGCUUGCCAGUUUCUUCAGCAAGGUGCUAAGUAUUCUUAUCAGCAGAAAACCAGAGCAGAUUGUGGAUUUCCUGAAGAAGCAGCGUGACUUCGUAGACCUCGUCAUAAAGCACAUAGGAACCUCGGCCAUCAUGGACUUGCUGCUCAGGCUCCUGACGUGCAUCGAGCCGCCCCAGCCCAGGCAAGACGUGCUGAAUUGGUUAAAUGAGGAGAAAAUCAUCCAGAGGCUUGUGGAGAUAGUUCAUCCAUCACAAGAAGAAGAUCGGCACUCAAAUGCCUCGCAGUCACUUUGUGAAAUUGUGCGCCUGAGCAGAGACCAGAUGUUACAAAUUCAGAACAGUACGGAGCCAGACCCCCUGCUUGCCACUCUAGAAAAGCAAGAAAUUAUAGAGCAGCUGCUAUCAAAUAUCUUCCAUAAGGAAAGAAAUGAGUCGGCCAUAGUCAGUGCCAUCCAGAUACUGCUGACAUUGCUCGAGACACGGCGGCCCACAUUUGAAGGCCACAUAGAGAGCUGCCCGCCGGGCCUGAGUCACCCGGCUUGCUCAGUGAACAGGAGCGUGCUGGAAGCCAUCCGGGGAAGACUUGGCUCUUUCCACGAGCUCCUCCUCGAGCCUCCCAAGAAAAGCGUGAUGAAGACUACAUGGGGUGUGCUGGACCCUCCCGUGGGAAACACCCGCUUGAACGUGAUCAGGUUGAUAUCCAGCCUCCUUCAGACGAACACGAGCAGCAUCAAUGGGGACCUCGUGGAGCUCAACAGUAUCGGGGUCAUACUGGACAUGUUCUUCAAGUACACAUGGAAUAACUUUUUACACACGCAAGUGGAGAUUUGUGUCGCACUGAUUCUGGCUAGUCCUUUUGAAAGCACAGAGAACGGCGCCAUUACUGACCAGGAGUCCGCUGGGGACAGCUUGCUGCUGAGACACCUUUUUCAAAAAUGCCAGUUAAUUGAACGAAUACUUGAAGCCUGGGAGAUGAAUGAAAAGAAACAGGCCGAGGGGGGGCGACGGCACGGCUACAUGGGACACCUGACGCGGAUCGCCAAUUGCAUCGUGCACAGCGCCGACAAGGGCCCCAGCAGCGCGCUGGUGCAGCAGCUCAUCCGAGAGCUUCCCGACGAGGUCAGGGAGCGGUGGGAGACGUUCUGCACCAGCUCCUUGGGAGAGACCAACAAGAGGAACACGGUGGAUCUAGUUACAACCUGCCAUAUUCAUUCAUCCAGUGAUGAUGAAAUUGACUUUAAAGACACGGGGUUCUCACAGGAUUCUUCUUUGCAGCAAGCCUUUUCUGAUUAUCAGAUGCAACAAAUGACGUCCAAUUUUAUUGACCAGUUUGGCUUCAACGAUGAGAAGUUUGCAGAUCAAGAUGACAUUGGCAAUGUUUCUUUUGAUCGGGUAGCUGACAUCAACUUUACCCUCAACACGAAUGAUAGUGGAAAUAUCGCCUUGUUUGAGGCAUGCUGUAAGGAACGGAUACAGCAGUUUGAUGAUGGCGGCUCUGACGAGGAAGACAUUUGGGAGGAGAAGCACAUCGCCUUCACACCCGAGUCGCAGAGACGAUCCAGCUCGGGGAGCACGGACAGUGAGGAAAGUACAGACUCGGAAGAAGAAGACGGAGCCAAACAGGACUUAUUUGAGUCCAGCAGCGCCAAUGCGGAGGACAAGAUGGAGGUCGACUUGAGUGAGCCACCCAGCUGGUCGGCCAACUUUGAUGUUCCCAUGGAGACGACCCACGGUGCCCCCUUGGACUCUGUGGGGUCGGACGUCUGGAGCACGGAGGAAGCGAUGCCCACUAAGGAGACGGGCUGGGCUUCCUUCUCCGAGUUCCCGUCCUCCCUGAGCACGAAAGACGCUUUGAGAAGUAACUCCCCGGUGGAAAUGGAAACCAGCACUGAGCCCGCGGGCCCCCUGGCGCCCAGCGUCCCCGCCCUCGCUGUGCAGCCGGAAGCCCCAGGCAGCGUGGCCAUGGAAGCCAGCUCAGACGGAGAGGAGGAUGCGGAGAGUGCAGACAAGGUAACUGAGACAGUGAUGAAUGGCGGCAUGAAGGAGACGCUCAGCCUCACUGUAGAUGCCAAGACAGAAACCGCGGUCUUCAAAAGAGUGUUGAAAUCCUAUCGUGAGGAAGGAAAACUGUCUACCUCUCAAGAUGCUGCUUGUAAAGAUGUGGAGGAGAGCCCCGAGACGGCGGAGGCAAAGCCCGCGGCCCCCCGGCCCCCCAGCAGUAGUCCAGAGCAGAGGACUGACCAGCCCAGCCUGCCGGGCGACACGGCGGUCAACGGCCCCGUAUGAUGAGCGACGCGCUGCUGACCGAGGACUGCAGACGCCGCCACGGGGGCUCUGGGGCUCCCUGCCGCCACACCGCCACCGCUGCACCCACUCUGCAGGGGAUCAGGACCAGCAACCUUCAUCUUCUAGAUCCUAAGACGUUGUACAGAGAGAUUCAGAGUGUAAAAAUAUUGCACAUUGACAAAUACCAAGAAUUUUUGCGUAUGUUUAUAUUGUAUUGUUCUAAAUAAUGGGCGGCCUGUGAAAUAAGACCUUGCCGCCCGCGCAAUGAUGAAUAGUGGUAAUACUAUAGUUCAAAUGGCUGUAAGAAUAGUUUUAUAAAAGUGAUACACAGAUCUAUUGUAUUUGAGACAUAACUAUUUGACGAUUAUUAGUGUGACCAAAGUAUUAGGCAGUUUUCCUACAUUUUCCACCUUGUACAAAAUUCGGAAUUCAUUUUUCCUCCAGGCUGGCAAGGAGUUGAGGGGCUGGGUGCCCUCAGUGCUGUUUGCUGCUCUGGCUGACAGACGUGAUUUUGAAUCGGAAGUAUUCGGUGUUCUUUUUAUAACCCGUUUUUGAUUGGUACCUGUUUUCUGUAUUGUUUAAAACGGAUCAAAAACGUAAGUCUAUUGGUAGAGAUUAAGUAUUUAUUGCUACAACUUAGCUGAUAAAUUGAUGUUAUUGUAAAGCCAUAUGUUCUGUUAAAAGUCUCGUUUGCUUGACAUGAUUCUUCUGCAGGUGAAACACUAGGGUAUUGGAGUGUACAUGGCUUGUGGUUUGGGUUUUUUUGUUUGUUUUUCGUUUUCGUUUUCGUUUUGUUUUGGUGGCUCAUCUGCCUUUUUAACCCAUUCACCAAAAUGUCCCUGACAACAAGCAUCACCAAUGAACAUUUCAGAGCAGUCGCGUGUCUCACACACCGGCGGGCCAGCUGGCACGGCUCAGGCUGCCAGCCGGCGGGGCUGCUCGGUCCCGGCGGGCCCCGCGCAGCCGCCCCGAGUGCGUGAGGGCGCCCUCAGAUCUCAGCCAGUGUGUUUUUUUAGGACUGGUUUGUGUAUAUAUAUAGUGAUUAUGGAUACUAAUUCAAUGUAAUUUAUAAUUUUCUAUGUCACAGCCUUCUCAAACAGCUGAAGCAAUAUAUUGUAUAUUGCCAUAUCGUCUGGUGAAAGGGUUAAAUUACUUCACCUCUUGCACUUUUAGAUGCAAAUCAGUUUUUCAUUUCUGUAAUAGAAAGCUAUUCACGUAUUUUUACAUCAUUUGUUUUUCCUGACCAGUAUUUAAAACCAAAAGGAUAUUCUGAAAAAAUGGCCAACGAAUUUUUUAGAAACCGCAUCCCAAGCAGCGUGCCUAAACAUACAUUGCACACGGAAAUAAAAAUCAGACGUCUGGCGCCUUC